Molecule: messenger RNA, 1593 nt
Organism: Cryphonectria parasitica EP155
Lineage: Eukaryota; Fungi; Ascomycota; Sordariomycetes; Diaporthales; Cryphonectriaceae
Product: amino acid transporter
Exons: 5
Coding region: 1-1593 (530 amino acids)
Biological process (GO): amino acid transmembrane transport
Cellular component (GO): membrane
Molecular function (GO): L-amino acid transmembrane transporter activity
Source: RefSeq, a predicted model, not a curated record
AUGGCGUCGAGCCUGGCGUCAACAGACCCAUCAUCCACGCCCCUCUUGAGCGAUGUAGCAGGAGGCAGAGACGCGCACUACGGCACAGGCCCAGAACCCCCUGCCGACGCCGCGCCGACCGACCGGAGCACCACCACCACCACCACCACCACCACCACCCCCUUCGCGCGGAAUCUAGGUGCGCUGGAUGCAUUCGCCAUCAUCAUCUCCAUCGUCAUUGGCAGCGGCAUCUUCACAUCCCCUGGGUCCAUCGACACCAAUGUGCCGUCGCCUGGAGUGGCGCUGGUUGUUUGGCUGGUGGGCGGGAUCCUGGCCUGGACGGGAGCGAGCACGAUGACGGAGCUUGGGACGGCGAUUCCUGGUGAGGGAGGUGUACAACCUUACUUAAAGUAUAUAUACGGUGACGUCUGGGGUCACUUGGCUGCGUGGACUUGGGUCGUCGCCAUCAUGCCUGCAACCCUGGCCAUCCUGAGCAUCGUCUUCGUCGAGAGCAUCUUCUCCGCCGCCGGCGUCACAGACCAGGCCGCCAGCCUCUCGCACAAGCUCCUGUCCGUCCUGAUCAUGGCCGUCAUGAACCUGGCCAACUCCAUCAGCACCCGAGCCAGCACCCGGCUCAACAACUUCUUCGUCGGCACCAAGUUCCUGAGCAUCUUCGGUGUCGUCCUGGCCGGCAUCGUGGUCCUCUUCCUCCACCUCGCCCACCCGGAUGACAACAACAGCGUAGGUGGUGGCGACUGGCACAAGAGGAACUGGUUUGCGGACCGCGACACCGUCAUCACGCCGGGCGACAAAGGCGGCCUCGUCAUCCACUGGCAGGACGUCAGCACCUGGGAACUGCUGGGCCACCUCUCGGCGGCGCUGUACGGGGCGCUCUGGGCGUAUUCUGGCUGGGAGAAGGGCAUCUACGUCUCUGCCGAGCUGUCCAACCCCGUCAAGCAGCUGCCUCUUGCCAUCAACACCGCCAUACCGACGAUUGUGUUGUGUUUUCUCGCCGCGAAUGCGGCGUAUUACAUCCUGCUGCCGUGGGAUGUGGUGUCCACCACAGACAGCGUUGCCGUGACGGCCAUCGCUCGUCUCCUCGGUCGCGGGUUCGGCAUUGUCGCCGCUGUUCUGAUCUGCCUCGUCGUCGCCGGCUCUCUUUUAGGCAACUCGUUCGUUGCGGGCCGGAUGGCAGUCGCAGCAGCCAACGCAAACUGGCUCCCCAGCCUCUUCGCCGCCGUGGGGAAGAUAGGCCCAGCAGGAUCGACCGAGCAGGAGGAGGAGGCUCAGGACCACACAGACAAGUCAGGCUCCGACGCCCCUCUCAACGCCAUCCUCCUCAACACCCUCCUCUCCGCCCUCUUCAUCUUUCUCGGCGACUUCCGCUCCCUCGUCACCUUCAACGGGCUGGGCGAGUACACCUUCUUCUUCCUCACCGUCCUGGGCGCCGUGGUCCUCAGGUUCCGCGAGCCCCAGCUCCGCCGCCCUUACAAGCCGCUGCUGCUCGUCCCUGUGGUUUUCACUCUGGUCAGCGGCUUCGUCUUGGUGCGGGGGGCUGUCUUUGCGCCUGCGCAGGCCCUGGUUCUUCUUGUUUGCGAGCCCGGCCGUGGCUGA